GGAGGGAGCCGGGCAGCUCCGGAGCAGACGCCGUGCGGGGAAGGGGUCCCGACCUCCGGCGGCCCCCGAGGGCGAGCGAGGCCGGGGAGCGAGGCCGGGGAGCGCCGCGGCGCUUUUGGGCGGCGGGGGCUGGGAUCUUGUUUUCCCCAAGUGCUCGGGGGGCUUGUGAAUGAGGAGGGGCUUGCAGGGAGCUGGCGCUAAAGAGGGCCUGAGGAGAGCGCCACACCCACGGGAAGGGUGUAAGCAGGAUGGUUUCUAUCAUUCUCGAGGUGACCUGCAGCCUUGUUGCCUGGCUGUUUCUGUACAUCUGCUUCUGCUACUGGAACAAGCACCGUUCCCACGAGUGGAGCUGUCGCUUGGUCACCCUACUGCAUGGGGUGAUUGUCACCUGCCUCUCUGGUUACGUUGCUCUCGUGGAUGGCCCCUGGCCUCUGACCCAUGCAGGUUCACCAAACACAUCUCUUCAGAUCCAUGUGCUGUCCCUGACCUUGGGUUACUUUAUCUUUGACCUGGGCUGGUGCCUGUAUUUCCAGACAGAGGGGUACCUGAUGCUGUUCCAUCACACGCUGAGCAUCUGCGGCAUGAUCAUGGUGCUGGGGCUCGGGAAGUCCGCUACCGAAGUCAACGCUGUGGCGUUUGUCAGCGAGAUCACCAACCCGCUGCUGCAGACCCGCUGGUUUCUGCGGGAAAUGGGCCGUUACCACACUUUCCUGGGAGAGGUGGUGGAUUUCUUCUUUGUGCUCCUCUUCCUGGUGCUGCGAAUCGGGGGAGGAGCUUUCAUCAUGUAUGCGAUGGUGAUGUCUCCUGAUCCCAGCUGGCUCCUCAAGGCUGGAGGCCUGGCCAUGUACAUUGUGUCUUUGGGGUUCAUGGUUGAAAUCUUCCGCUUUGUCAAGAGGAAAAUGUUGAAAAAAUACCAUUCCUGGACAAACUUGAGUGUGAAUGCACCUGCAAAAACUAACGGGCGCUUAACACCCCAUUGAUUGGUUGUGGAUGACAAUCCCUCGGGCUAGGGUCCUGGCUGCUGAUGCCUAUUCCUGUGAAAACACCUCCUAAAAGCGAUGUGCAAUUGACUUUCUGGCACUGGCAGUGGUCUGUUAUCCCUGGAGGAGACAAAUCAGCGCUAGGAACAUGGGAAAGCUGACAGAAGAGGGGUUUGAGUGGAAGUCUCAGGAAUCUAACACGUCUGCUGAACUCUGCUUCCCUGACUUUUCCAGCAAUUACACAGUCUUAAGGAGGGUGGCAAUGCCAGACCCAUUCAGUCUUCAACCAAUAAUUGCACAGUCUGUAUGUUCUAUAAUCAUUGUGGAGGUAGGAUUAUUGUACAGUAUGAAGCCAGAAAAUCAAAUCUGAAAAAAAAAACCAGCCCCAACACAUCCUCCUGCCCAUGGGACCAGGCAGGGGUGUGGCUUAGCAAAGAUUUACUGAUCCUCACUCUCCUUUGAUCCUGGAGUUGGAUAACACAUUUGAUAAGUACUUGGAUGAAAGCCUCUGAACAGGAUUCAAGUGCUUGCAGGAGCAUAGUGGAGUUGUCCUUUGAGUGUGUGAAGUGAUGGUACUUGAGGUGAGGCAAUGUUUUACCUCAUUGUUUUUAAUGAUACAUUUCUCUUUUUUAAUACUGGCAUUCAAGCAGAUACUGAUCUUAGAGCAGUAUGACAUCACUGGGAUAGACUCAGGCCCUUGCAAACUGGACUCAUAGAUUUGUGCCAAUAAACUCUGUGAACAGGUGUGCAUCUAGCUUUGGAUUGCUUCAAAAAACAACAAAAAGCCAACCCACAAACAAACAGGCAUUUUGUGGGUGAGAGAUGAUAGAGAAGAGCCCUCUCUGGAUGCUCUUUCUGUUCUGGGGUUGGCUCAUUUACAAGCCACUUAAGCUGAAUGAGACUAAUAAGUGACAAUGUUUUCAGGGGUAACAGUAAUGUUUAGGAAGAUCUCAGUGUAACAUCUGCUCCGUACCAGCAGGUCUUGGAGUACAGACUAGUUCUCUUGUUUUCUUUACCUCUGGAGAGUUGUGUUCUGACAUUUCCCUUGGGGUUUUAAAAUGUGAAUUUCCCCUUGUUUAAGGCUGCAGUUUGGAUUUAUUCUCCCAUAAAAGCCUUGCUUACAGCUGAGAAACAAACGGCCUUGUGUUGCCCUGGGCUUAGUGAGGCUGGUUGCCUUUCCUUCCUGCUUUGAAAGGCCUUGCUUUGAGGAGCUUCUUCAUGGAGCUGAAGAGCCUCUGAAACACUGUGUGGCUCUUGCUCAAGUGAGGUGUCAGCCUGGCUGCAGAGGUGGAAGGGAGCAGUGGGGAUACAGCUGCUGUGAGGAUGCAGCCUCACUAGCUCCUCUGUGCCUCUUAUCUCACUAACUUUGGCACUGUGUAAGGCAGAUAUCUGCCUUGGCUGGAGGUUAGAUUAAGGUGUCUGGAGAGAUAAAAAAAUUACAUAACCUCAUUUUUGACAUGCCCUCUGCAUGCAUUGCAGCUGUGAAUCCAGGCAAGUUAGCAGCUAACCUGCUGGGUAAACCAGGAGCCUUGUUCUCCUGGUAGCUUACUCCUGUGAGUGAUGAGACUCCUAAUAAAGUUAUGUUCUCUUUUUAAAAUAAA
Colius striatus (speckled mousebird) is the source of this 2581-nucleotide messenger RNA. Its product is annotated as TLC domain-containing protein 5. Gene Ontology annotation, cellular component: membrane. The record is from RefSeq and is a predicted model, not a curated record. NCBI's taxonomy places the organism in Eukaryota, Metazoa, Chordata, Aves, Coliiformes, Coliidae. Bases 249 to 980 code for a protein of 243 amino acids. The transcript has 3 exons.